This is a messenger RNA of Myxocyprinus asiaticus (Chinese sucker), 5286 nucleotides long. RefSeq names its product plexin domain containing 2b (gene plxdc2b). Lineage: Eukaryota; Metazoa; Chordata; Actinopteri; Cypriniformes; Catostomidae. The coding region runs from base 137 to 1693 and encodes 518 amino acids. The transcript is spliced from 14 exons. The record is from RefSeq and is a predicted model, not a curated record.
CUCCACAGCAGCGCGAGAGCGAGACUCUGUGAAGGAGCGCGCGGAGUAGUGCACAACGUCUAGCCUUUAUUUUGCAUUUCUUGGGCGACGACAGAAUAAGAGAAACUGGGGACACUUCCUUCGGUGGAUAUCUGACAUGGCGGGUUCCAGCACAGUUGAUGUGUUUGUGGGAUUUGUUCUAGUGUUGCUCGCGCUAGGAAGUGCUUUUCAGAUCACUCAAGGGUCUGCUUAUUCAAUUCUUCAAGGAUGGUCACAGGAUGAUGAAGUCACGGUGGAGCUUUUAAGGACGAGACGAUGGCUUCUCAUGGAGCCCCUUCCAAUGGAAACUAACAAAGCCAGUCAAGACAGCUUGGUGCCUGAGUCUCAGGAUUCACCUGGAACACUGGCUGAUGAUGACACAGACAAAAGCUCCCAAAUAUUGGAGGACACAGAUCAUAAUUACUAUACCUCAAAGACUUAUGGCCCCAGUGACCCUAUGAGUAAAGAAUUAUGGGUAAAUAUUGAUCAGAUGGACAAAGAGAAGGUGAAGAUUCAUGGCAUCCUGUCCAACACACACAGACAAGCGGCGCGGGUCAAUCUCUCCUUUGAUUUUCCAUUUUAUGGACACUCUUUGCGAGAGAUCACUGUUGCAACCGGAGGGUUCAUCUACACAGGUGAAGUGGUGCACAGAAUGUUGACAGCCACACAAUAUAUUGCUCCACUCAUGGCAAACUUUGACCCCAGCCUGUCCAGAAACUCAACUGUCAUUUACUUUGACAAUGGAACUGCCUUGGUAGUGCAGUGGGAUCAUGUCCAUCUCCAGGAUUCUUAUAAUCAAGGAAGCUUCACAUUCCAGGCCACGUUACACAGUGAUGGGCGAAUUAUCUUUGCCUACAAAGAGGUCCCAAUGCAGAUUGCUAAAAUCAGCUCUGUCAAUCAUCCAGUGAAGGUUGGGCUGUCUGAUGCCUUCGUGGUGGUCCACAAGAUUCAGCAGAUCCCAAAUGUUCGGAGGAAGACUAUCUAUGAGUAUCACAGAGUGGAGCUGCUAAAGACCAAAAUUACUAACAGUACAGCUGUGGAAAUGAUGCCACUUCCCACAUGUCUUCAGUUCACAAGCUGCUCUUCUUGCAUAGCGUCACACAUUAACUUCAAUUGCAGCUGGUGUCACCGACUCAAUAGAUGUUCCAGCGGCUUUGAUCGCCAUCGACAGGACUGGGUGGAUAACAGUUGUCCAGAUGAGACAAAAGACAAUACCUGUGACAUCAUCAGCACUACUAAUCUUAACCUUCUAACCACUCCGUCAGUUGCCAAAAUGACAGCAAGGCACAAAGGAACUACUGAGGGACCAUCCACCCAGGCCACAUCACACAUGCCCACCAGCAUUCCAACUGAAGACGACACCAAGAUUGCACUACAUCUCAAGGACAAUGGAGCUGCUGCAGCAAAAAGUACAGCAGAGAACAGCACACACUCUCUGCACAUGGGUCUGAUCCUUGGGAUGCUUGUGCUGCUACUCGUGAUCGUGGCCAUCGGUCUGGUGACCGUCUACAUCUACCAUCACCCGAGCUCUGCUGCAGGACUCUUUUUCAUUGAGAGACGUCCCAGUCGUUGGCCUGCGAUGAAAUUCCACCGGGGUUCUGGUCAUCCAGCUUAUGCAGAGGUAGAGCCUGUCGGUCAGGAAAAGGAGGGCUUUAUUGAGUCAGAACAGUGCUGAGGAUUAAACCUGUGACUUUUAAAUUCACACACUGCCCAGUGACCUUCUUGAUGUCUAACUGUAAAUCCAUACAUCUUAAAUCAUAAGGUUCCACCAACCCUCCAAAUGCAAAACAUUGACAAAACUGAAAACAUUGAGGGUAUGGCAUUUAUGAUGAAAAUGGCAAGAUGCUGAUAGCCACAUUCAGAGGGACAACUGAAAAAGCCCUUUGUUUUGAUCAGCUGGAUGAAUGAUGAGCCCAAAACUUCUGCUCUUGACAUGACGUAGGAGCAGCUCUGAUUGUACAGGAAGAAGCUUUGAUCUUUGAACCUCAAGACACAUUGUUGAACUGAGGGUUUGAUUCUCUGAUUUAAUGGGCCUUCAAAGUUUUUUAGUUUUUUUUUAAUUGCUUGAUGAAAACUCCAGAGAUGCACAUUCAUUUAAUUCUUGUGUUGGAAAUCUUAUAUAGACGUUUAGAUAUCUUUACAAGUUUUUUUUUUUUUUUUUUUUUAAGGGUUUCUUAUGGUUUUUCAGAUGCUUGUUUCUCUAUUCUUUAAUGAUUUCAUCUCUUUGAUUUGAGUUUUGGAGAUGUCUGAUGAGAUUAGCUACAGAUUAGCUCAGUAAAUACCUAUCGGAGAAAUGCACACUGCAAUUCAAAUACAAUUGGAAAAUGUUCUGUGAACAAACUGUUUUGAUUAUUUUUCAUAGAUAUUCAAAAAAGUUUAGGACAUUUUUGCACAUGUCCAUUUGACGCACAUAUUUUGUUAAAAUUUUUGGUAGCACUUUAUUUUACAGUACUGUUCUACAUUUACGGACUAUAUAAUUACAACAACUAUAGUAAUUACUAGGUACUAACCCAAAACCUAACCCUAAACUUAACCCAUAUUAAGCACAUGUAGUUAUCUCAUAUUAUUAAGUACUUUCUUGGGUAAGUGCACUGUAAGUAUACGGAAAGUACUCAUACUGUAAAAUAAAGUGCAACCCAAUUUUUACUUUGAAGGUUCACAACAUUUAUCCCUAUGUAACUCAGUUAAUUAGGGCACAUACUUUUGAGCCUACUUAAAAUCUUUUCAAGUGUUGUGUUUUGACCAAAGAACUCUUAUUACACAUAGAGAGGUAUAAUAAAACACUUGUUUUAAGCAAUAGCACCUCAAUACAAGACACAGACCCAGUACACCCAUAGCACUUUUCCACCGACAUGGUUCGGGUGAGGGUUCCUGGGCCAGUGCUAAUUCUCGAACUGUUCCGCGCAUUUCCACCGCAGAAAAGGCCUUUCCGAUGCCUAAAACCUGGUUCUGCACCAGCCCCAAAAGCUUGCUGGUCUCUAUGCAGGAACUGAUUAUGUCAGGGGACAGAGGGCUGGAUAAUGAUUCAUCACCAUGGUAAAGUUUUCCCAAACAACAACAGUAGCUACCGUCUGCACCAAGGAGUACUUCUUCCCUCUAACAACAUAUAAAAAACCCACAAAAUUGUCAGACAUCAAAAGCGUUCAGGUAAUAUGACGAAACGAGUGCUCUACUUGCGAUAUGGUCUUUACAGAGAUCCGAGAUAAACUUGAGAGAUCGCAAAGGGAAAUAUAGUCUAUGAGUAUGAAGAUACAGCACGAAAUGAUGCACGCCAGCUUCAAUCAGACAAUUGACCGAAUCAUAAACAAAUUGAAAAACACUUAAGGGAGUGCAGGGACCAUAAGUAGGACAUAAGCAAAUGCGACAGUGAACGGAGCAACAAGGUUUUGGACUCAGACAAGCCGGCUGACUAACCGGGGCAUUAAAUUCAGCCAGUAACGCUUAUCGCCGGUUUCCUCUGCAGCUGAUCUCAGUAUGUUGUUAUAUUUGCCAACUUUGUUAGCUUUUCUUACACUGUUGUCAUCGUUUUUUGUGCAUCGUUUUGUUCUGUUAGGGUAUUUUUGACCAGCUACUCACUAGGGGCCAUUUACACAACAACGUUUUCAACUAAUAACGGAAAAAUUUUCAUGCGUUUUGGCUGUUCGUUGAAAACCGGUUUCAAAGUGUACAUUUUUGAAAAUGAUGCCAUUAUCGUCUCUGUGUAAACAUACAAAAACGUGAAUUUGUGAAAACGAUGACGUCAUGCGCACGCGUAUUACGUGUUCAGUCUAUAGGCAUGCGCGAGACAUUCAAAACUACAGUGGUGGACUACAGGACUGUGUUUGUGCUGCUCAAGAUUUUGUCCAGACAAAAUUGCUCGAUGCUUUCGCCAUCUUCAUUGUUUGUAUUCACCGCUCUGUGGAAGAAUGCAUAUAUGCGCAGGCGCGUAGUGUUUCUUUACAAAGUGACAUCGCCAACUACUGGCCUGGCAUGCAUAAUACAGCGCUUUUAGUCGUUUUCGCGGAUCCGUGUGAACGGGGAUCGUUUUGACAACGUUGUCAUCUGUACGCGAAACUUUUCAAAAACGCAAAGGAAAAACUUUUCCAUUUUUUGUACAUCAUUGUCGUGUAUGUGUACCCUAAGUUUGGAAGAUCGCAGCUAUCUGUAAAGUAAAACAGUGGGAUUCUCAAUCAGUAAUAUUAUAUGCUAUGGCAAAAAUCUAAAUACAACCAUCUGCUACACCAACGUUAAUAAUGAUUCCACUGUUACAGUUUACAGAACUUAGCAAGUUAUAAUGUAAUUACAGUACCUGUCGUCUUUAGCAUAGAUGUCGUCUCUGACAAUCUUGUUGAGCAAUGUAAUAACGAUGGAUUGCGUUACUCCUUAUAUUUAAAUAUGUCCUCAAAAACAAGAGUAAAAGCUAUAUACAAACACACUGUGACGCGCCAUGUUUGUUUAUGUUUGAGGUAGUCACGUGAAACUACCACGUAGACAGUAACCCGUUACCUCACCGUUCGUCAAGUCAGUGGGAAGCGCGUCCGGUUUACGAUAGGCUCCAGAUUGCCACGGCCGUGAACCAGUGGCGCACAGGCUCGGCACGAGAACUAUUGCAGUUUCGGUGGAAAAGAGCUACCAGAUUCCUCUUUUCAGAAACAGAACAGAAAUGCUUCUGAUGUGGUUACAAAUUAUUUUUAAGUUGCGAGUUAAAUGAAUGCGUACAACUUAAAAAAGCAUUUCCUUUAUACUGAACAACCAGACGAGAGGAGUGGAUCUUAGUUUGUCUUUUGUAAUUUCAGUAAACCUAUGCAUAGAUGCAGUUCCAGAGAGUUUCAUUUAUUUUUUAUGUAUGAUAGGAGUUUUAUGCACGCAUACAAGAAGGAAAAUCUGUAUGUUUUUAACCUCUUAACAGGGUGGCCCACCAAUACCAGUGUUUAAAUUCUGUUUUUAUCACUUUCUCCUCCGGAACGACCUGAUUAUUUUCAGCAAAUGUAACCUGAAUGUAUGUAUCUGUGUGUGUGAGACUGAAUCUGAAUGAGCACUGAAGAGGAUGCCUAUUAUGUGAAAUUAUCUCAAAAUGUUUGAUGAGUGAGACAAUUUUUCUGUUCAGCAGUGAUGCCUGCUCUCAAAACUGGGGAAACAUGCAUUUAGUAACCUGCAUUUUUGAUAAUCAUAACUUUGAUGUGCCGCGCAUUGAGACAGUGAAAUACACAAUGCUGUAAUCUGUGUACUCUUGUGUUACUACUGUCAUUUUGAUUAAAGUUUGAAUAAUAAAGUUGUUUAAAUUAACAA